CUUUUCUACUGUCCUAAAGCCACCGAACCUUUUUAUACUGUAUUCUCUAUGCCCCCAAUUCUGACUCCACUGAUUGGCUCUUUUUCUCUUGGAACUUUCCAUCACCCACUUUUUUCCAGGUAAAAACAACUGCAGUGGAAUAUUGAGGCCUCCCCCUCCUUUAUCUCCCCAAAUUCUGUGCUUCUUCAGAGACCCUUUGCUUCCUUUUUUUUUUCAUUGUCUUUUGAAUUUUGGUUGGUGGGCAAUACUAAUAUAUGCAUAGAUAGUCGAUACAGAGGUUUUAAUUUCUUUUUUCUGGGGAGAAUUUGGAGGUCUUGUGAUACAGAGGGAGGUUCAGGCCUUGAGGGGAAAAGAUUGAAAAUGGAUGCUAUAAAGAAGCAAGCAAGUAAAUUAAGAGAACAGGUGGCUAGGCAGCAGCAGGCAAUUCUCAGACAACUAGGACAAUUGGGUCAUGAAGCUGUAAUGGUUGAUGACACUGAAAUGGAGUGUUACCAACAACUCCAAAAUUUGUACAAAUCUACAAGAACUGCUAAGCAUUUGCAGAGGGAUAUCGUCCGUGGUGUAGAAGGAUUUAUUUCAAUAAGCAAAAAGCAGAUGGAGAUAACUAGAAAGUUGGCAGAAGAUUGUUGCAAGUAUGGGAUUGAGAACCAAAGUGAUGCUCUUCACCUUGCAAGGGCUGCCUCUGGUUUCAGUACCACACAUGUUUCAAUGGAAGAUCAUAGGGAAACUAUGCUUGGGAUUCUUGCAAACCAGGCAUCGUGGCUUACUAAAGCUGUGUCAAGGACAAGGAUGAUAUAUUUAUCCACUGAGAGAUUGUGCUUUCAGGUUUGUGAACCUCUGCGCGUGUCCAUAGCUGGUGCUCCAUUAGAAGAUGCUCGCCACUUGACUCACCGUUAUGACAGAGUCCGGCAAGAGUUUGAAGCCCAGGCAGCUGAUGUAUUAAGGCGUAGAUCAAAGUGUAAAGAUUCUUCUGCAGAGAGUGUUAUAAAGCUAAAAAGUUCAGAAGCAAAGUUGACUGAGCUUAAAUCUUCAAUGUUGGUGCUUGGGAAUGAAGCAAUUUCCGCUAUGUUGUCAGUUGAGGAUCAGCAACAGCAACUUACUUUUCAAAAGCUUCUUAGCAUGGUAAUGCUAUUCAAAAGUUCAUGUCAGGUGGAUGCUGAGAGAUCUUAUCAUCAAAACAUUGUUGCUCUUUUAGAGAAGCUGCAUUCUGAGAUGAUUCUGGAGGAGCAACUGAACGAGUCUUCGUUACAUUCAUCAUUUAGCCAGAAAGAUUCCUGUUCUCUAUUUGUACAUGUAGAUACCAUAAAUAAGUCUGAAGAUGAUGCAUACUUUAUUGCAAAGGUUAUACACUCUUUUGAUGCCCAAGCAGAUGGCGAGCUUAGCCUUGCAGUUGAUGAUUAUGUUGUUGUUAGGCAGGUGGCUCCUAAUGGAUGGUCCGAAGGAGAAUGCAAGGGCGAGGCUGGAUGGUUUCCUUCAGCCUAUGUAGAAAGGAGAGACAAGAUUCCUGCAAGCAAGCACUGGAAGGUUCGGGCAAUCGGUUUUAGUUUUGCUGCCUUCAAGUUCAUACAUGAAAUUCCCCUUCAUUGUAUAGUUCACUGUUGCUCGUUUGUUUGUUGACAAGUUUACCCUAGUUGGGAUCUGGGAUUCUUUUCCAUUUGAAGAUCAUAACUUUGUGUACUUUUAUUUUUGGGUUGAAGUGCUUUGAUGGGGAUGAAUACUGAUGCCUGGUGGAGAGUAACUAAAAUGCAUGGUUCUUUGGAAGUAGUACUGAUUUCGUAGUAUUGAGUCCA
Messenger RNA from Coffea arabica (coffee), 1790 nucleotides. Its product is annotated as SH3 domain-containing protein 1. The record is from RefSeq and is a predicted model, not a curated record. Lineage: Eukaryota; Viridiplantae; Streptophyta; Magnoliopsida; Gentianales; Rubiaceae. Gene Ontology annotation, molecular function: protein binding.